Molecule: messenger RNA, 1420 nt
Organism: Malurus melanocephalus (red-backed fairy wren)
Lineage: Eukaryota; Metazoa; Chordata; Aves; Passeriformes; Maluridae
Gene: CUNH1orf35
Product: chromosome unknown C1orf35 homolog
Exons: 9
Coding region: 115-1056 (313 amino acids)
Source: RefSeq, a predicted model, not a curated record
UACCGCCCGCCCCGUUCCCCCCCGGCGGUGCCCGCGGUGGUAGCGGCGGCRCGGGCGCGCGCGGCGGCCGGAGGUCACCAGAUUCCCCCCAAAUCUGCUGUGGGGUCUGGCACCAUGUUYGGCUCCUCCCGGGGCGGGGUCCGGGGGGGCCAGGACCAGUUCAGCUGGGAGGAUGUCAAGACUGACAAACAGCGUGAGAAUUACCUGGGGAACUCCCUGAUGGCGCCGGUGGGCCGGUGGCAGAAGGGGAAGGACCUGACCUGGUAUGCCAAGGGCAARAAGGACACGGCCCCGCCGCUAUCCCGGGAGGAAGAGCUGGCUGCUGUCCGCCUGGCCGAGCAGGAGGCCAUGAUGGCAGCUCUAGGCUAYAAGAACUUGAAGAGGCAGCCCACAGGCCUCAGCAAAGAGGACCUGGCCGAGGUGUGCAAGAGGGACGGCGCUGAGCGGGACGAGAAGGACGUGGAUCGGGUGGUGGGUUUGGGCAGCUCCAGUGGCAGUGCUGGCCGGGUGAUGCUCUCCAAGGAGGACAAGGAGGCAGCCAAGAUGGGGCUCUCUGUUUUCACGCACCAGAAAGUCUCCAGCAGCCCAGAGACAUCUGGCUCCAAGAAGAAACAGGAAAAGGAGGAGAAGGUGGAGGAGAAACGACCAGAGAGCAGCAAAAAAUCCAAAAAGGAGAAAAAGAAGGAGAAAAAGAACAAGAAAAAGAAGAAACAUAAGAAGGAGAAGAAGAAGGACAAGGACAAGCAUUCCAAGAAGGAUGCUGACCCAUCAUCCUCUGAUUCCGAUUCUUCCCCWGAUCGACACAAGAGGCACCACCGCAGGAAAACGCAGCAGCACUCGGAGCCGUCGCGGCACGGCAGCCGGCGGCGGCACGACACGGAAUCCUCGGGAAGCAGCGCGGGUUCCGGCCGGAGCCCCGCCCGCCGGCGCAGCCAGAGCAGGGACGGCCGGGGCCGCCACCCGUCCCCGCGGCGCAGGGGCAGGAAGAGGAGCAGGAGCAGGUCCCCCCUGGCCCGCGGGGUCCGGCAGCGCCACGACACUGACUCGGAGGACUGAGAGGGAGCCCGGGGUUGUUUCAGGGAGAUCUUCCAUAAAGUUUAUAUUUUUUAAGGUGAUUAAAUUAAAAACGCCGCAGCUCCGCGGGCACCGGGGCAGAGUCUGGCAAAGGGCAUUAAUGUGGUGCCAACUGCCCCUUCCCUGCCCACCCGGGGGCAGCACCAGCAGGUGUGGGGGGCAUCAGGGGCUGGGCACCCUUCUCCUCACUCCCCAGGUCCAUCCAUCCACACAGGACUGAGCGUAGAGGAAUGCUGUGGGUUGGGGGCUGGUGCUGGGUUGGUUCUGGCUGUGGUGCUGAAAAUGCUGUGGAUACCUCGUGUUUAUGUAUAGACACUUUGGAAGAGAUUAUUAUUAUUAUUAUUAU